AUGCCGUCCAAUGAGUAUGGAGACUACGACACAGAGCUAAUUGAAACUUACGGUGAGGCAGGCACUGGAAAGUCUUGCUUGCUCCAUCAUUUCACCCACAAUUCAUUCAAAGACCAUUCACAACAUACUAUUGGUGUCGAGUUUUCGAGUCGAACUGUCAAACUAGGUGAAAAGCGGAUAAAGUUGCAGUUAUGGGAUACGGCAGGUCAAGAACGAUUUCGGUCAGUUACACGCAGUUACUACCGUGGCGCGGCAGGGGCAAUUUUAGUUUACGAUAUCACAAACCGGGAUUCGUUUGUAAAUCUCUCCCGGUGGCUAGCUGAUGCGCGAGCCUUAGCUAGUCCACAUCUCGUAACGGUCCUUGUCGGAAACAAGUCUGAUCGCGAGGAGGACAGGGAAGUAGAGUGGGCCGAAGCAAGCCGGUGGGCAGCUGAGAACGACGUACAUUUUUUAGAAGCAUCUUCUCUCACCGGCGACAACGUCGAGGCACCGUUCCUCUUGGCAGCAAGAUCCAUUCUGCUCUCGAUCGAGUCUGGGGCUCUUGACCCAGAAAAAGCGGGCAGCGGCGUCAGCUACGGUGACCGAGCACUCCGAAGAGUAAACAGCUCCAGCCGAUUGAGCUUCGGCAGUCUGAGUGGACGUCCCAGGCGAGGAACCGUAAAGCUCAAAAGCUGGAUUCCGGGCAAAUGUUGUUGA
This is a messenger RNA of Desarmillaria tabescens, 696 nucleotides long. RefSeq names its product ras family-domain-containing protein. Lineage: Eukaryota; Fungi; Basidiomycota; Agaricomycetes; Agaricales; Physalacriaceae. Gene Ontology annotation, biological process: vesicle-mediated transport; regulation of endocytosis. The record is from RefSeq and is a predicted model, not a curated record. The transcript is spliced from 7 exons. Gene Ontology annotation, cellular component: plasma membrane; recycling endosome. The coding region runs from base 1 to 696 and encodes 231 amino acids. Gene Ontology annotation, molecular function: GTP binding; GTPase activity.